CGAAGCAAUCUACGAACAUGCCUUCUCAGCGAUCAGUCGCCGUCAUCGGCUCUCUCAACAUCGAUUUCGUGACCAGAACGUCGCGUCUGCCGCAGCCUGGCGAGACUCUUCAAGCUAUCUCUUUUGACACGGGCUUCGGAGGCAAAGGCGCCAAUCAAGCAGUCGGCGCUGCUCGUCUCGCGGGCGAAGAUGUCAAAGUCCGAAUGAUUGGCGCUGUGGGCGAUGAUGGCUUUGGCAAUGAUUACUUCGAAGCUCUCGGCAAAGAGGGUAUUGAUGCCAGUGGAGUCCGAAGACUGCAAGGCGAGAAGACCGGGGUUACGAACAUCAUUGUCGAUGAGAGUGGGGAGAAUAGGAUUUUAUUUGUUGCUCAUGCCAACAUGAAGUUUGGAGACGCGGAAGAUCUGAUCACUGGGCAAGAAGGCGAUGUUGCCGUGUUCCAACUAGAAAUCCCUCUGAACACCGUUCUCCACAACAUGCGCAAAGCAAAAGAUGCUGGCAAGCAUGUCAUCUUCAACCCUGCACCUGCAAUUAAACUGCCAGAGGAUGCCUACGCGAACAUGGACACCUUGAUCAUGAACGAAACAGAGUCGGCUAUUCUCGCUGGGCAUGCGGAAGCAAGCUCAGACAAGAAUAGCCUGCUCGAGCUUUGUAAGACUUUCUUGACUAAGGGUGUCCGAGAGGCAGUGGUAAUCACUCUUGGUGGCGAGGGUCUAGUCUACGCCACUGUCUCCGGUGCAUCAGGCCACGUUGGUGCCCACAAAGUGAAAGUCGUCGACACCACAGCCGCUGGAGACACCUUUGUUGGUGGAUACGCAGUGCAGAGAGCGAGACAUAUUUCGGGAGACUUCGACUACAAGCGUGCGUUGGAGUUCGCAACAUUGGCUGCGUCCAAGACUGUGGAGAAACCUGGCGCAAUGGCAGCUAUUCCACAUCUCCACCAGUUGCAAUAAAGAACACUACUACUCUCGACGAGAGACAAUCCAAUUCUGCCAUUGAGACAGACAUCAGACAACGUGUCUUGCAAUCAACUCCUUCCACCAAAUCACUUUCUCUCAUUAGCCUCGACUUCAAGUACUUAUUACCAGUCUCCUCUUCUUCCCGAAGAGUCUAAAAAGCAACAACAACCUCUUACUCCAUUACCACAACGCUCAUCACAACCAUUCUCACACCUCCAAACCCGAACAGCGAAUCACAAUGCCGCAAGACCAAAACACCAACCAGACUCAAACCCCCUGGACAAUCGACUACGGCGGCGACAGCUACCCACUAGACCCCAACAGGCCCAACAGCACACGCAUGCACCCCUGCUAUCUGAAACGAGGAGAAGAAAU
Molecule: messenger RNA, 1331 nt
Organism: Cercospora beticola
Lineage: Eukaryota; Fungi; Ascomycota; Dothideomycetes; Mycosphaerellales; Mycosphaerellaceae
Gene: RBK1
Product: putative ribokinase
Biological process (GO): D-ribose metabolic process
Molecular function (GO): ribokinase activity
Source: RefSeq, a predicted model, not a curated record